AUGUUAAGCAAUGAUGAAGAAAUUUUACAACAGAGCUCUUUAGAAAUAGGACGAGACUCAAGAUUAAUAUCAAUCCUAAAGUCAGAAUCUAAAUUUCAAGAUUUUACUUUAAAUACAACUAUUCAAUCAAGAAUGAUGUCAACGGUUGAUUCAAGAGCAAAUAGUCUAAUUGAUGAUUUUUUCUUCAAAUAA
Funneliformis mosseae is the source of this 192-nucleotide messenger RNA. Lineage: Eukaryota; Fungi; Glomeromycota; Glomeromycetes; Glomerales; Glomeraceae. The record is from the annotation of a GenBank genome assembly.